Astrephomene gubernaculifera is the source of this 576-nucleotide messenger RNA. NCBI's taxonomy places the organism in Eukaryota, Viridiplantae, Chlorophyta, Chlorophyceae, Chlamydomonadales, Astrephomenaceae. The record is from the annotation of a GenBank genome assembly.
GUUGAGAUGAGCAGCGGGCAGCUGCUGAAGCAGCUGAAGCUGAUGGGGCUGAAGUUCCGACAGCUGACGGAGGGGCAGGUGACCCAGCUGCGCUCGCUGCACACCCGCUACCGCUCCGACCCGGAUGCGCUGCUCAUGAUCGCCGCGCAGCUGCCCGGCGGGUGGACCAGCAAGGACGUGAAGCGGCUGAUGAGGAAGCAUGGGCUCACGGGGGCCACUCGUCGGGGCCGCGGUGCACACGACGACUCCGAUGACGGCAGUGGCAGCGGCAGCGAUGAGGGUGAUGAGGAGGAGGAGGGCGAGGAGGGUGAGGAGGCCCCCGCUGCUGACCCCGCGGAGGUUGCCGCUCUGGACGAGGAGGAGCUGGGGGUGCUGUGGGAGCAGUUCGGGGGGCAGGCGGAGGCGGUGGAGCAGAUCGCCGCCGGCCUGGUCAGCCCCUCCUCUGCCGCCGCGGUGGCUGCCAGGCUGCGGCUCCUGGGCCUCCUGCCGCCCCUCGAGAAGAAGAAGAAGAAGGAGAAGGCCAAGAAGGACAGCACCAACAAGGGGAAGGACAGGAAGGAGGCCGGCAAGAAGGGC